UUGAUUUGCUGAUGAAGGACAUAGGACACCAUGACGGAGAAGGAUUGACUCUUAUGUCUGAUAGGCAAAAGGGACUAUUGGAUGCUAUAUCUGUUGUGAGUUCAAAAGCCGAGGUCAGAUUUUGUGCUAGACACAUAUGGGCUAACUUCAAGAAUAAAUUCAGUGGCACAGCCUAUAAGGACCUGUUUUGGGCAGCACCAAGAUCAACAACUAAGCAUUGGCAUGAUUCUUACAUGGCUGAAAUCAAAGAGCUAAACGAGGAUGCAUAUAACUACUUGAGUGACAUACCUCCUGUUCAUUGGUGUAGACAUGCAUUUGGAUCGAAUUCUAGGUCUAACAUGUUGCUCAACAACCUUUGUGAGACAUUUAAUGCUGUGAUAAGGGAAGCUAGGGAUAAACCAAUAAUAACCUGCCUAGAUUGGAUUAGGAGGUACGUAAUGAGAAGGAAUGCUGAGAAGUGGGAGGGUAUUCAAAAGUAUGAGGGGAGGUUUAUGCCAUUUGUUGAGAAGGUUUUAGCUUGGGUUUAUGAAGCAUCUUUGAAUUGUAUAGUCUGUCCUUCUAGAUUAGAUGAGUGGGAGGUGGAAACUGCUUUUGAUAGGCAUGUGGUAGAUUUGAAGGAGUUGACAUGCACAUGCUUUAGGUGGGAGUUAACGGGAAUACCAUGUCCACAUGCUUAUGCAUGUAUUGUGAAGAAGAGGUGGAGGCCUGAAGAUUUUGUUCAUGAGUGUUACUCAAAGGCCAAAUACUUAGCAACUUACUCGCCUCAUAUCAAGCCAAUGCCCGGGAUGAAGCAGUGGAAGAAAACAGAUUUGCCUCGACCUUUGCCUCCACUGUUAAGGAAAAUGCCAGGAAGGCCUAAGUCACAUAAGAGAAAGAAAGAAGCAGGUGAGGAUGCUGAGGAGAGGUUUGUGAAGCGGGGAAAAAGCCGAAUAACUGCUCAAACUGUAAACAACCAGGCCACAACAAGAGAAAGUGCAAUAAUCCACCUGGUGUUAUUCAGCCCAAGGAACCAGGGAGGGAUCCCUCCAAGAACCCAUGGGUUGUUGCUGACAGAAACAAGAGGGCUGCAAGAGUUUUAAGGAGGUAUAAUGCUGAAUCAGUGACUCAACC
Molecule: messenger RNA, 1110 nt
Organism: Spinacia oleracea (spinach)
Lineage: Eukaryota; Viridiplantae; Streptophyta; Magnoliopsida; Caryophyllales; Amaranthaceae
Exons: 4
Coding region: 12-1079 (355 amino acids)
Molecular function (GO): zinc ion binding
Source: RefSeq, a predicted model, not a curated record